Messenger RNA from Halichondria panicea, 1462 nucleotides. Its product is annotated as forkhead box protein E1-like. The transcript has a single exon. Gene Ontology annotation, biological process: regulation of transcription by RNA polymerase II; anatomical structure morphogenesis; cell differentiation. Gene Ontology annotation, molecular function: DNA-binding transcription factor activity, RNA polymerase II-specific; RNA polymerase II cis-regulatory region sequence-specific DNA binding. Bases 100 to 1230 code for a protein of 376 amino acids. Lineage: Eukaryota; Metazoa; Porifera; Demospongiae; Suberitida; Halichondriidae. The record is from RefSeq and is a predicted model, not a curated record.
UUUCUAAAGUUGUUCUAUUCCUGGACUAGUUAUAGAGUUGUUGUGGAAUUGUUUCAUCACUAAAUAUUUCCUCUGUUGCUUUGCAAUAGUAAAUAAGUAAUGCCUGAGUCGAUGCAUUCCAGUUCAGACAUCGAUGCAAGCAGUCCAACUCAACAAAUAGUUGGAGGAGACAGCUACAGACACAACGGUGAUAGCAACUGCGAGCAGGAGAUCAGGCAAGCACUGGAGAAAUCUCUGGCAAUGAGCAAAAAUGCAAAGACAACUCCUGAACCUGUGGCUACAAUCCCAGCAAGAGCCAUCAGUCUCAACGACACCUACACUGAUGAUGGGGACGACAAGAUGAAGCAUGUAAAGCCUCCCUAUUCUUACGUUGCAUUGAUCUCAAUGGCAAUACAGAACUGCUCUGAGAAGAGACUUACGCUCAAUGGCAUAUACGACUAUAUAACUCAGAAAUUCCCCUACUACAGAAAUAGAGAAAAUCAAGGAUGGCGAAACUCGAUUCGUCACAAUCUCUCUCUGCACGAAUGCUUCAUGAAACUGCCUGCAAAAGGUGGAAAGAAUGGUAAAAGUCAUUACUGGGUUCUCGAUCCUAACCAUGAAGUUAUGUUCGAGGAAGGCAACUACAGGCGACGAAGAAGGCGGCCGGUGAAGAAAGUAGCUUUCUCAGCAACCAGUUAUGCAAGUCCAUACGCAGCCUGUGCAUACCCACGGCCUGGAUACCAUUACUAUCCUACUCAAGACCUGUACAGCACAGGCACUCGCCCCAUGAUGCAGUAUGGAAAUGCAUGGGACCCUAUGGGGCAAGCCAUGUUCUCUUCGAUGUCUCCUGGUCUGACAUCCAUGAACGGAAACCACAGCAACAAUAACACACUGCAGAGCCCUCUUGCUGCAGCUCAGUCUCUCGCACGUAAUCCUGCAGACCUGUCCUCUUACGGUAGUCAAAGUUUCAUGUAUUCUCCUCGCAGCACCUCCGACAUUGGACGAAACAGCUCCCUUCCGUUGAUCACUCCUUACCCUCCUCCCUCCUCUAUGUUCUCAACAGGACUAUCCUACACUGGACAAGCAGCUGCUACAGGUAUGGGUACUUCACCACUUUCGCUACUUGGAGGUUCAGCAAUGACUCAAGAUAGCUCGGUGAAACUACCUGCUUUUUCAAUCGGAACCUCCGGCAAUACUUCAUCGCAAUCACUUCACACGAGCCCUGCUCCUCUCUGGCAUCCCGGACAUUAAUUUGUUUAGAGAGAAAACUGACAUUGUACAUACAGGUAUCACAAUUCAUAUCAGCAAGAACAAUCAGUGUACAGUGUAUGUGUGUCGUUUUGAAUUGUUUGGCUCCCAUAAAUGUUCACAAGUCCGUCAUUUAAUUUGUUGAGCAAUUUUCACAUCACUUCAAUCAGUUAUUCACAUCAUAGUUGCUUAUUAUUACAGCAGAUUCAUAAUAAUAAUUAUUAACUUAACGAAA